Ostrinia nubilalis (European corn borer) is the source of this 1178-nucleotide messenger RNA. Its product is annotated as NAD-dependent protein deacylase sirtuin-5, mitochondrial-like. Gene Ontology annotation, cellular component: nucleus. The transcript is spliced from 4 exons. NCBI's taxonomy places the organism in Eukaryota, Metazoa, Arthropoda, Insecta, Lepidoptera, Crambidae. The coding region runs from base 5 to 868 and encodes 287 amino acids. The record is from RefSeq and is a predicted model, not a curated record. Gene Ontology annotation, molecular function: histone deacetylase activity, NAD-dependent; protein-succinyllysine desuccinylase activity; NAD+ binding.
UUCAAUGAUAAACAUUACGAAAAUCCAGAAGAAUACAAUAUUGCAAACACACGCUAAAUCCAUAAUACGUAAUUCAGGCGACAUAGCCAAAUUCAAGCAAGAUCUCAAGACUGCUAAAAAUAUAGCCUUUUUGUCCGGGGCAGGUAUCAGUUCAGAGUCUGGUAUACCGACCUUCCGCGGGCGUGGUGGUUAUUGGAGAAGGUACGCAGCUACUUCCCUGGCCACUCCUGAGGCGUUUAACGAGAACCCUAGCUUGGUGUGGGAGUUCUACCACCAUAGAAGAGAGGUGGCGGCAAAAGCUCAACCAAAUGCGGGCCACAUUGCAAUAGCUAAGUAUGAAGCCAAGAAUGGACAGGCAAAAACAAUAACCGUAGUCACUCAAAAUGUGGACGGUUUGCAUGCCCGGGCCGGAACCAAGAACUUGGUGGAACUUCAUGGCAGUUUGUUCAAGACACGAUGCACCAAGUGCAAUGAGGUGUUGGUGAAUAACGACAACCCUAUUUGUGAGGCACUAGCAAAUAAGGGAGCACCAGGAAAAGAUGUCGUGGAUUCAAACAUUCCUAUAAAAUCUCUACCACACUGCAAAAAACCUAACUGCAAUGGUCUAUUACGACCACACAUUGUGUGGUUUGGCGAGAGCUUGGAAACGGCGGUGUUUGAAAAGGCUGACGAAGCAAUGUCCAAAUGCGACGUGUGCCUCAUAAUCGGGACUUCAUCACUGGUAUACCCGGCUGCUGGCUUCGGUCCUUUAGCUUCGGCGCGCGGGGCUAUAGUAGCGGAGUUCAAUAUAGAGCCGACUAACAACAGCUUCAACUAUUACUUCGCGGGACCUAGUGCGACGACUUUACCGCAAGUGUUGAAUGAUUAGGUGCUAAACAAGACUUAUCAUUAGCCUAAAGCAGUAAGGACGAUGCAUACUUAUCAAUCCAGUAAGUAACGGAUCGUAACCGUAUCAAAUCGAAGCUGCCGUGUUUUGAUGAAACUUACUUUAUAUGAAACUUCGUACUGAACUGCAACGCACACUUAUCGCGGUUGACAGCGAGGCGAAAAGCGAUAUGGAGAUGUUCCCUCUCCGGUUUGAUAAGUGUGCUUCUCUACUUUACGAAAUGAAAAUGGAGGAUUUUGUUUACAUUUCCUACGUUUGCAAGACGGGUUGCGGAGGUCCGAUGUUCGCAUAU